This is a messenger RNA of Cyclocybe aegerita, 840 nucleotides long. The record is from the annotation of a GenBank genome assembly. Lineage: Eukaryota; Fungi; Basidiomycota; Agaricomycetes; Agaricales; Hemipholiotaceae.
AUGGACGACAUUUCUAUUGAGAGAAUGCGAAUAUCGACGGCCCUCAAGAUGGUUGAUGUCGCCGCGUGUACGGUCUUCAUUUGGGACUACCUGCUCACCUUGGGCAUGGAGGUUGAGUAUGUGUGGCCAGGUCGAUGGACGAUAAUCAAGGCUGUGUAUCUUUUGCAACGCUACCUGCCGUUCAUUGAUACCCUGUGGAUUGCCCUUCAUGUUCUUUUCGGGACGAACCUCAGUCCUACGAUGUGUAGUCGCCUGAAUGCUGCUGGAAGAUCCCUGAUGUGCCUAGGGUUGGCCAGCUCGGAGUUGAUUCUCACUCUCCGUGCAUGGGCGGUGUGGGACAGGAACAGGGAUCUGGGGAUCAUUCUCCAAAUUCUGUUCGCCGCAUGCUUCCUUCCAACCGCGCCCAUUCUUUACGUCUUCCUCAAAUCUGUUGAAUAUAUUGAUCUUCCUCCACCGACCGAGGGUUGCAUUCCUGUUGCUGGGAAACAGAUUAUCAUAGUCAACUGGGCACUCUUGUUGGUAUGGGAUGCUCUUAUUCUGAUAUUGAUGGCAAUUCCCGCUUUCCACUCUUUUCGCUUCAAAAAUAACUCCUCCCUCUACCGCGCUGUAUAUACUGAAGGGAUCUCCUACUACCUCUACCUCUUCAUUAUCUCGACUCUCAAUAUUGUUCUUUCGGGUCUGACAUCGGUUGAUAUGUCGUAUCGCUUCGUCGUCAUAACAAUGUCGCGUUGCUUCCACUCACUCCUGACAAGUCGCGUCCUUCUCCAUAUCCGAGCUAGCAAUGACAAAGAUAUGGCGCAAGAGUCAACCGAAGUUGUCCUGGUCGACAUGGUUCCGUGA